Molecule: messenger RNA, 1158 nt
Organism: Acytostelium subglobosum LB1
Lineage: Eukaryota; Evosea; Eumycetozoa; Acytosteliales; Acytosteliaceae
Exons: 4
Coding region: 1-1158 (385 amino acids)
Molecular function (GO): zinc ion binding
Source: RefSeq, a predicted model, not a curated record
AUGGAUAGCAAGAUCAUACCCAUCAAAGAUACGCCAGAGUACAAGAAGUUAACAAGAACAUUGGAGAUAUUGGAACAACAGAGGAAGGAUAGAGAGAAUGACAUCGAGGCAUUAAAGAGGCUACAAGCUGAUGCAUUGGCAGACCCAAUAGAGUUUGUCGAAAGGCUGAUAGCUGGUAGAGUCAACCUGCCAACGAAGCAACCUAUUGAACCUGUACCCAUUAUAACCAACCUGUCGGGCUUAUUCUCACCGACCACAAGCUCGUCUCCGUCAUCCAAGUCAUCAUCCAAGUCAUCGUCAAGGUCAUCCAAGUCAACAUCGACGACCACCACGACACAAACUACAUCAUCGUCGUCAAUGUUAUCGCCAACUGAUACUAUGUACUCUCCACCUGGUGACACAACACCUGAGAAGUCACUCAAACGUCCACAUAUAUCAGAUGAGGACCUGUCAAUGUUGGUGGACUCGACGAUAAAGAAGAAGAAGAAGAAACAUAGUACGGAUGGCGAUGGCACGUUCAAUCUAUCAUGGUCCACUGAGGAGCAGAGCAGACUCGAGCAACUGUUGGUGAAGUACCCUUCUGAGGCUGUGGCCUCACACCGCUGGACAAAGAUCGCCGCUGAGCUCGGCAACAGAACACCCAAGCAGGUGGCCAGUAGGACACAGAAAUACUUUGUCAAACUACACAAGCUCGGACUACCCAUUCCAGGCAAGCCUCCCAAUCAACCUUCGCUCUUUCCAAGGUCAACGCCAAAGAAGUCAAAGGACACUGGCGAUGGUACUCCAAAGAAAAAGACAAAGAAGAAGAAAACUCAGAAGAAGGAAGACUCAACAGAUACGUCAAAGGCAUCAACAAGCAAGAAACAAUCAUCAUCAUCAUCUGUUGUCGAUCCUUCACUACCAGUGCAUGAAGGCUACAAGUGUGAUGGAUGUGAUGUUGAACCUAUUGUAGGCACGAGAUGGCGUUGCCAGGAAUGCAUCGAGUUGGACCUUUGCGAUAACUGCAACAACAAGUACGAGGAGAUUGGCCAGCACAAGUCAUCGCAUCACAUGAACUCAUACGACACUGUCGACCCAUACUACUACCGAGACGACGACUACAAGUUCUCCUACAAUGGUGGCGAAGCCAACUAUCUUGAUUCGAACUACAAGCCAUAA